CUUCAGAUGUCUUCUAAAAGUCAGAUCGUUGUUUAUUUCCUUGACAUCUGAUGGAAGGGCAUUCCACAGGGUGGGCACCACUACCAAGAAAGCCCUCUGCUUGGUUCCCUGUAACCUCACUUCUCGCAGUGAGGGAACCGGCAGAAGGUCCUCUGCGCUGGACCUCAGUGUCUGGGCUGAAGGAUGGGGGUGGAGAUGCUCCUUCAGGUAUACUGAGUAUUUGCAGGCAGAGGGAGCGUGGGUGAUACUGUACUAUUGAGGCUCAUCCACACUGACAUUUGCCCUGUGAUUUCUAGUCACAGGUCUGAGGGGUUCUUCUUUUGCCCUGCAAAGUCAUACCUGCAACUGUUCCAGUUUUUCCAGGACAUCCCGAAAUUGCAGAAGUCGGGGUUUUUUUUGCAGAUGGGUGUUUGUUCUGUUUCGGCAGUAAACAGCAGGUUCCCCCAGGAAAAGCUGUGGGGCAAAGCUGAAACCUCUCAAACCCAUGACUAGGAAUCCUGGGACAAAACGAAAGUGUGGCUGAGCCCUUGAUUUGGCAGCAGAGCACCAAUGGUCCAUUUACAACUACAGUGGUACCUUGGUUCUCAAACGCCUUGGUGCUCAAACACUGCAAACCUGGAAGUAAGUGUUCCGGCUUGCAAACCUUUUUUGGAAGCCGAACGUGCUCCGUUUUGAGUGCCACACUUCCGUUUUAAGUGUUCCGCUUCCGAUUUGAGUGUUACACUGAGGUCUGUCUGUUUUUGCUGUUUAUUUUGCAUUUUUGUGGCUCUCUUUUGUUUUUGUUUUUGUGACUGUGUGGAACUGAGCUCAGGUACUAAUCGAUUGAUUGAUUGAUUGAUUGAUUGUGUGACAACAGUACAUUGUACAUUUUUUUCAUUUUAUGGAUCAAUGGUCUCUUUAGAUAGUAAAAUUCAUGUUAAAUUGCUGUUUCAGGGGUUGUUUUUAAAAGUCUGGAACGGAUUAAUCCAUUUUGCAUUACCUUCUAUGGGAAAGCGUGCCUUGGUUUUGGAACGCUUUGGUUUUGGAACAGACUUCCGGAAUGGAUUAAGUUUGAGAACCAAGGUACCACUGUAACACAAUUUUUCCCCGGGGCAGAAGUGCAGCCAGACUGAAUUUAUACAAUUUGAGGAUGGCAAACCGCCAAAGCCUCUUCCCCAAGUCUGGGGGGCGUUCACAUGGGCUCACUGCCUUUUGAGGAUGCAAUUGGUCAUGAACACCUACAGCUGGUUGAUCUAUUUAGCUUUGCGGUUCCAAGCUUUGCACGAAAUUAAUCCAUUAAUUGAAAACCUGCUUAGUAAUUUUUAACUUCGAGUAAUUGGUGCCUGCUGAUGGUUUUGGCAAGAUAGGAGAGAGAGAGAGAGAGAGAGAGAGAGAGAGAGAGAGAGAGAGAGAGAGAGAGAGAGUUGAGAAGCAGCCCAUGUUGUAUCCUGAGAGGGGCCAGCCGUUGAUAAAUUGGUAGCACCCCCCACCCCCGUGGGGGUCCUUGAAUCGGAGAUGGGGAGCUUCCUCUCUGACCUGGUGAGUACCUCCUUCUUCAUAAGCCAUUUUCAUAAGCUAUUAUACAUUUUUUUAAAAAAAAUCCUCAAAAGUUACUCAUAGAGCAAAAACCGAAAACAUCAAUAUUGAUAGAUCAAGCGAACAACAGAAUUUGUGUUUUAGAAACCCACUCAAAUAUGAGCAUUUGGAGUAUGGUCUGACUAGCAAUGCAAAAUGUUCGCCCUUGGCAAUGAAGGGUGGAGCAGCAGUAACGGGGAGCAGCCCUCUGUGUGAGACCCACUUGAGAAUUUGGCUGUGUGGGGGUCUUUGCAGCAACAACAUCUAGAAUCUAACACAUGAGUUGCGUCGCACUGGACCUUCACGGCAGGCCAUGGCAUCCUUUGGGAACAGGGUACUGGAUAUGUUUUCUCCCCUUGCACGGUGUGACACCUCCCUGCCUUCACUUUCUGACCCACAACUUCCCCCCAGUGUGUCCUGCCUACCUUGGAUGGUCAGGGUGGUCCUUUGCCUCAACUGGUGCUGCUGCAGUUGCCGUGGUGAUUUCAGGUCCUCCGCUCCCCCGGCCUCUUGUCACCACAAAAGGAUGCUCCCCAUUACUUCUGCUCCAGGGGUGGGGGGGAGCAGUACCUGACCUGGAGCCCCCAGCUCAUGUCUCCAAGUUUUGAGAAAUCCUACCUGCACAGAAUUAUUCUUUUUCUCUCCGAUGAGGCUUCACGAUGUGCUGGGUGGAAGUGGCAGAAGAUGGGUGCGCUGGUUUUCGGGAAGGUGGGUGGCUUUCUUCUGGCUGAGGCAAAGCAAGAGGCCUGUUUUCUCCUGGCCACGGCAGCAGACCCCCUUCAUUGUCCUUCCUUUUUCAAAGGAAAAUAUCUGGCCAGUUCCUUUCAUCCCAAAUAUAGGUAUGAACAGGGUCUGCAUUUUACCACUAGAGGACAGCAGAUAUCAGAAGGGAAAUAUAUAUAUAUAAGGAGGAUAUUGGGGUCCCUUGUUAACACACCUCAGGGGUCUGAGGGAAGCCAGGUCAAGAAUUAUGAAAGAACAAGUCUAAAGAAGAAAUCUUACAAGUAAGAGAAGAAAGGUUAAUAAGGUCUGACAGAGGGUAUUAUUUGUAAAGGAUUUUUGCUUUAUUUGAGAAAUGUUAUAUUUUGCUGUGUGAUACAACUGUUGUUUGUGUAUUUCAGUUUUUAUUGAAUAAGUAAAAGCAAUAAAAAAUCACAUGAGAAAAAAAAGAAUUAUGAAACUUUUCAUAUCAUCAUAGACGAUCUGUCAAUACUGGCCAGUUAUUCAUCAUGUACUAUAGAAUUAAUUAACAAAUCCAUUUUAAAAGAGAAAAGAAAAUACUCGUGAUAAAUUCCAGCAUUUGAACAUUCGGCUUUGUUCAUUUGCCAAUUCUGUAGAAUUUUUCUGAAAUCUACUGUGUAUUUCCCCCCCUUUGGGGCACCAGGAGAUGCCCUUCAAGCUUCAAAGGCUCUGGAUAUGCUUUGUCUUUACAGAUUCAAUAUCGCGGGUUGUUCCAGAUGAUCUUUGUGCUGGGCAUAGGUGGCAGCUUCCCAUACGGGUUUCACAUUUCUGUGAUCAACUACCCCUCCCUGCACAUUAAAAAAUUCAUCAACGAGACCUGGCUGGAGCGGCAUGGCUCCCCUCUCCCGCAAGAAACCAUCCUCUUGCUGUGGUCCUUCAUUGUUUCCAUCUACGGCAUAGGGGGGCUCUUGGGAAGCGUGUGCUGUGGGUACCUGACCACAAAAUAUCGGAAAAAGAAAUGUCAGAUGUUCACCAACUUGAUCAUGCUGACGGCUGCGUCGCUCAUGGGUUUCAGCAAGAUGGCCGGGUCCUUCGAGAUGAUCCUCCUGGGGCGCUUUCUCUACGGAGUCGGCAUUGGGUUUUCUUUCAACAUACACCCUCAGUACGUGGGAGAGAUUUCGCCAAAGAAGCUGCGCGGAUUCACAAAUGCCACCGUGGCUGUUUUCUUGACCCUCGGGAAAGUCUCGGGACAAGUGAUGGGCUUGGGGGAAAUGUUAGGCAGUGACUUCUUGUGGCCUUUGCUACUGGCUUUCAGUGGGCUCACUGCAGUAGUCCAGCUGCUGGCCCUCCCUUGCUUCCCGGACUCCCCAUCCUACCUUCUGAUCCAGAAGGGCAAUGAAGAAGCCUUCAUGAAAGCCAUCAAGCAGCUCUGGGGCGAAGGUGACCACCAAGCGGAGAUUGAGGACCUCAAGAAGGAGAAGUCCGCCGUGGCCAGCACCAAGAGCCUGCGCGUCCUGGAGCUGAUGAAGGCCCGCUCCUUCCGCUGGCAGCUCUACGUGAUGAUCACAGUCAUGACCACCUUGCAGCUCUGUGGCAUCAACGCAAUCUAUUUCUACUCCUUUGAAGUCUUCCGCACAGCCAGGUUUGAAGAGGAGCUCAUUCCGUACAUCGCUCUGGGCGUGGGAAUGUGCGAGUGCCUCUCGUCCAUCCUGUGCAGUUCCCUCAUUGAGCGCUUUGGACGGAGGCUUCUGCUCUGGGGGGGCUACGCCGCGAUGGUCCUGGUCCUGGCUCUGCUCACCCUGACCCUCUCGCUCCAGCACCGUUUCUUCUGGAUGCACCACUUCAGUGUGGUCCUCAUCUUCCUCUUUGUGCUCUUCUAUGGGAUCGGGCCUUCUGGAGCCACCAUUGCCGUGAUGGUCGAGAUCUUCAACCAGACCUUCCGCCCGUCGGCCUUUGUGAUCGUGGGGUUCAUCAACUGGAUGGGUCUCUUCCUGCUUGGGAUGAUCUUUCCGUUCAUUGUGGAAUAUCUCGGCCCCUUCUGCUUCCUGAUCUUCAUGGGCAUCCUUGCAGCCUCCGGCGUUUUCAUCUUCUUGUUCCUCCCGGAAACAAAAGGGAAAUCUAUCAUGGAAAUUACAGCAGAGUUUAAUAAGCUGAAUUAUGCAAAGAAACAAGUUUUCCCUGCUGAAAAUAAUGUUCCUCGGGAAACCAUAUUCUGCACCAGGCUUUAACACCCCAUUUGCAGAACCUCCAGCUCUGGGGGAGGGGAGAGAGGAGGGGAAAGAGUCACCAGCUCUGCCCCGAUGCAAAGAAAACAACAGCCUGCCCGUGGCUUUCAGCCAAGAUGGGACAUUUCACCAGUUUACAUCCUAUUUCCAGUUUACAUCCUGUUUCCCACGAGAGACAGGUUAUCUAUGGUUUGUUUACUCCCAACAAAUUGCGAUCUGAAGCCAUGGUUUGUUGUUGGCUUAUGAACCUUGGUUUGGUAUUAUGUCUAACGUGCCUUUAACCAUGGUUUGCUUGAACCCCCGACAAAAAACAGCAACUCACCAAACCAAAAAGGCAAAAGCAACUGAAAAACAAGUCAAAUAUUGGAGAAGGAGGCCACGGCUUGUUUGAUUUUCUGUGGAGUGACUUGUUAACCCAUGGUUUGUUAAACAAACCAUGGUUUAGUGUAGUGGGGAGGAAACUGUAGCCCUCCAGGUGUUGCUGUAAUCAUUCCUGCUCAUUGGACAUGCCGGCUGAGAUCUGGAGUCCAGCCAUGGCUGGAGAGCCAUAGAUUCCUCACUCCUUGCACUCUCUGUGAACCAGGCCUAUUUCAUCCAGUGUCAUCUGGUGCCCCCACAGUUGUGGCUAUAUUCGAUUCUGAGUUUUGUAAUGUUUACUUCUGCUGUAUGUUGCUUUGAAUGCAGAAGGUGUAUAAGAGUGGGGUAUAAAUGAAAUAAACAAUGAUCAUUUCUGCAAAGGCUUCUUAGAACUCUGUAACACCAGAGGCUGGGGGCAAAAAUAAAUAAACGUCAUCAUGCUAUUGCUCACCAUACCUUGCGACGUAGCUGUUAAGUGGUGAUGACUCCAAGCUCAGGGGGAACUCCAGAACACGGCCGAUCAAA
Zootoca vivipara (common lizard) is the source of this 5342-nucleotide messenger RNA. Its product is annotated as solute carrier family 2, facilitated glucose transporter member 11-like. Gene Ontology annotation, cellular component: plasma membrane. Gene Ontology annotation, biological process: dehydroascorbic acid transport. Gene Ontology annotation, molecular function: D-glucose transmembrane transporter activity. Lineage: Eukaryota; Metazoa; Chordata; Lepidosauria; Squamata; Lacertidae. The record is from RefSeq and is a predicted model, not a curated record.